This is a messenger RNA of Haemonchus placei, 756 nucleotides long. NCBI's taxonomy places the organism in Eukaryota, Metazoa, Nematoda, Chromadorea, Rhabditida, Trichostrongylidae. The record is from the annotation of a GenBank genome assembly.
AUGACCCGGAAAUCUUGCCAACAACGAAAACUUCUCGUCAUUGCAGUAUGCCCAUUCGCUGCACAACCACUUAUGCUUGGCAAAGAAUUCGCGUUCUGUCGCCACUCUUCUAUUGAUGAUUGCCCUGUCGGUUACCUAUGCCAACAGUCUUUUGUAUUAGGCAAAUCCAUUUGUUGCCUAGAUAACCGCCUCAGACCGGUGACAAAUCGUCCUGUCACAGCUCACCCACCGCUCAGCUGGAAUACUAUCACACCAACUCCAACACCGAAUUGGAUAGGUACGCACACUACAGCAAAGAAAGCUCCGUGGUACAUCAAAAAUAAAAGUACUUGGCCAAGUGUGGCUAACAGAAUGACACCAGAAACCACAGUCUCUAUCUCCGAUGCCAAUGCGAGUGCAACGGAAGCUCCAGCCUCUACAUCCACAACAAACAUGCCAACAACAGCAUCUAUGGCGAAUACUACUAUGAAAGUGUCGACUCUAUGGGCCCGAGUAUGGACAACAACAAUGGCUCCAGUGAAAUCUGUAGCAGUUAGCGUCUUGCAAGCUGGUAGCAUUCGAACGCUUCGUGAUGGUCAGUCUGAAGCUGUUGGCGCUAUUACGCUCAUCAACGACAACGGAUUCUACGUGCUUGUCAAUACUGGCGCCUCAAGUGACACUGAACGGUUGCUUCACGGUAGGUUCAGCCAAAAUAUACUGAUCAUCAAAUUGUAUUAUCUACACCUCUUUGAUGGAAGUGUAGAAAUAGUAAGGUGA